Messenger RNA from Chrysoperla carnea, 1497 nucleotides. Its product is annotated as facilitated trehalose transporter Tret1-like. NCBI's taxonomy places the organism in Eukaryota, Metazoa, Arthropoda, Insecta, Neuroptera, Chrysopidae. Gene Ontology annotation, cellular component: membrane. Gene Ontology annotation, molecular function: transmembrane transporter activity. The record is from RefSeq and is a predicted model, not a curated record. Gene Ontology annotation, biological process: transmembrane transport. The coding region runs from base 1 to 1497 and encodes 498 amino acids. The transcript is spliced from 2 exons.
AUGAACUUGCAAGAAGAUGGAAUAGAUCUGAGAGAUGUAUCAAAAUCGUCAAUUGUUAGAGAUGAAUUUCCGAAACUAUUAGAAUGCGGUAAUGUGCUUGUAGAUAACGAAUGCAUACAAAAUGAUUCAAGUCUGGAUCACUGGAGCAAACAGCACAUUGUUCAAUAUGGAAUCACUUUCUUUGCAACUUUGGCAGCGUUUGCAAAUGGAAUGCAAUAUGGAUGGAUUGGGCCAACGUUACGACAAUUGAUGUUAAAUGAAACAAAUAUAGAAAUGAAUGACACAGAUGGAAUUUCUUGGAUUGCCAGUUGUUUAAAAAUCGGUGCUAUAAUUGGGCCAUUUUUAGGGUUAUUUUUGGCUGAUUAUUGUGGACGAAAAGUAACUAUUUUAUUAGCUGCUAUUCCACUUUUAUUUGGAUGGCUUAUCAUAAGUGUCGCAAACAAUGUGUAUCAAUUAUGUUUGGCAGAAGUUAUUAGUGGAGUUGCCACUCAAAUUAUAUUUUCAAUUCUACCCGUUUACAUUGGUGAAAUAGCGGCGCCAGAAAUACGUGGAACUUUAGCAAUAUUUAUUGCAGUUCAAUUUUCGUUGGGAUUUUUAGUUGAAAAUAUUAUUGUACCCUGCAUAUCAGUAACGUAUAAUUCAGCAAUUGCUAUCUUAGUAAUUUUGUUCUUAAUAUUUACUUUUUCAUGGAUGCCUGAAAGCCCUUAUUAUUAUUUAAUGAAAAAUCGCCCAGAAAAAGCAGCGAACUCCUUACGUAGAUUAACACAAACCAAUUAUGUUGAAGUUAAGUUAGAAAGAAUAAAAACUGCAAUUGAGAUACAACGUGCAGCGAAUGUAAAUAUCUACCAAAUUUUCACAAACCCAGUAAAUCGAAAAGCCUUUUGGAUUGUUAUGGGUGCUGCUUCCAUUCAUCAAUUUUGUGGAUUUAUGGUAGUUUUACUCUAUGCUCAAAUACUUUUCGAGAAAGCUGAAACACCCAUAAAUGCAAAUUUAGGAGGUAGUAUUAUGGUCGUCGUUGGAAUAAUAAUCCUUUUUGUUAGUUUUUUUUCUGUAGAUAAUUGGGGUCGUCGACCAUUAUUAAUACUCUCCUCAGUAGCUACAACAGUUCCCCUAAUAAUGAUUGGAUUGUACUUCCAUUUAAAAGCUCUGAAAUAUGAAAAUAUUAGCUCAUUUAAUAUUGUCCCCAUAAUUGCGUUAAUCCUUUUUAAAAUUACUUUUGGAAUAGGAAUUGGACCAUUGUUUUUCGUUUUAACAAGUGAAAUGUUUAAUACAAGUUUUAAGGCGUAUGCGUUUUGUAUUCUGUAUUCUUACAUGGCUUUAACUAAUUUAUUUACUGUCAAAUUAUUUUACGUUAUUGCCGAAUUAUACGGUGAAUAUAUUCCGUUUUAUUUCUUUGCUUUUUGUUCUUUAUGUGGUGCAGCAUUUGGUUAUUUUGUUUUACCGGAAACUAAAGGAAAAACACUAGAAGAAAUUCAACUUAUCUUAAAAGAAAAUUAA